AAAGCAACCUAACACAAAUCUUCAACAAUGACUGGCCGCGGCAAAGGAGGAAAAGGUCUAGGAAAGGGUGGCGCCAAGCGUCAUCGCAAGGUUUUGCGUGAUAACAUCCAGGGAAUCACCAAGCCCGCUAUCCGUCGUCUGGCUCGUCGUGGAGGAGUCAAGCGUAUCUCCGGUUUGAUCUACGAGGAAACUCGUGGUGUUCUGAAGGUGUUCCUGGAAAACGUGAUCCGUGACGCUGUUACCUAUACUGAACACGCCAAGAGGAAGACCGUCACUGCCAUGGACGUCGUCUAUGCCUUGAAACGCCAGGGACGCACUCUGUACGGUUUCGGAGGUUAAAU
Uranotaenia lowii is the source of this 341-nucleotide messenger RNA. Its product is annotated as histone H4. Gene Ontology annotation, cellular component: nucleosome. The coding region runs from base 28 to 339 and encodes 103 amino acids. The transcript has a single exon. Gene Ontology annotation, molecular function: protein heterodimerization activity; structural constituent of chromatin; DNA binding. Gene Ontology annotation, biological process: nucleosome assembly. The record is from RefSeq and is a predicted model, not a curated record. Lineage: Eukaryota; Metazoa; Arthropoda; Insecta; Diptera; Culicidae.